This is a messenger RNA of Choloepus didactylus (southern two-toed sloth), 945 nucleotides long. RefSeq names its product olfactory receptor 51L1-like. Lineage: Eukaryota; Metazoa; Chordata; Mammalia; Pilosa; Megalonychidae. Gene Ontology annotation, cellular component: membrane. Bases 1 to 945 code for a protein of 314 amino acids. The record is from RefSeq and is a predicted model, not a curated record. Gene Ontology annotation, molecular function: G protein-coupled receptor activity; olfactory receptor activity. The transcript has a single exon. Gene Ontology annotation, biological process: G protein-coupled receptor signaling pathway.
AUGGUGGUCUGGAAUAGCAGUGAAACUGGGGAGCCCACAUUUAUCCUGAGAGGAUUCCCUGGACUGGAGUAUAUUCAUACUUGGCUCUCAAUCCCAUUCUGUCUGGCAUACUUGGUAGCAUUUGUUGGUAAUAUCAUCAUCCUCUCUGUCAUUUGGAUAGAGUCCUCACUCCACCAGCCCAUGUAUUACUUCCUUUCUAUCCUGGCACUAACUGACCUGGGUAUGUGUCUAUCCACACUUCCCACCAUGGUUUCCGUGCUAUGGUUGGAUGCUCGGGAGAUACAGGCAAGUGCUUGCUUUGCUCAACUCUUCUUCAUCCAUACAUUCACAUUUCUGGAGUCUUCAGUGUUGCUGGCCAUGGCCUUUGACCGUUUUGUUGCCAUCUGCUGCCCGCUGCACUAUUCCACCAUCCUCACCAACAGUGUGAUUGGCAAGAUCGGUUUGACCUGUUUGCUGAGAAGCAUGGGGCUUGUACUGCCCACGCCUUUGCUGCUGAGACGCUAUCACUACUGUCACGUCAAUAACCUCUCCCAUGCCUUCUGCUUGCACCAGGAUGUUCUGAAAUUAUCAUGUUCAGAUGCCAGGAUAAACAGUAUUUAUGGACUUUGUGUCAUCGCCACAAUAGGUGUGGAUUCUCUCUUCAUACUUCUUUCCUAUGUCCUGAUUCUCAAUGCUGUGCUGGGCAUUGCAUCUCGGGAAGAGCAGCUAAAGGCACUCAACACAUGUGUAUCUCAUAUCUGUGUGGUGCUCAUCUUCUUUGUGCCAGUUAUUGGGGUAUCAAUGAUCCAUCGCUUUGGGAAGCAUCUGUCUCUUACCAUCCACAUCCUCAUGGCUGACAUCUACCUGCUUCUUUCCCCGGUGCUUAACCCUGUUGUCUACAGUGUCAGGACAAGGCAGAUUCGUCUAGGAAUUCUCCACAACUUUGGGUUAGGGAGGAGGCUUUAA